This is a messenger RNA of Schistosoma curassoni, 2688 nucleotides long. Lineage: Eukaryota; Metazoa; Platyhelminthes; Trematoda; Strigeidida; Schistosomatidae. The record is from the annotation of a GenBank genome assembly.
AUGAUUGUGAAUAUCGAUGAAGAUAUCCCAAUUGGUAGUACAUUACCAAUACAUCUCAUAGCAAAUGAUAUAGAUGAAGGAGAAUUUGGUCAUGUAACUUAUCGAUUUGCUUUAUCCGCUCCAGAUGUAGCAAGAAGAGAUUUUAAAAUUGAUCGUGAAACUGGUACAAUUCUCGUUCGAUCACCAUUAGAUUAUGAUACUGGUGGAUUAACACAAUAUCUAUUUAAUAUAGUUGCUGAAGAUGGUGGUCUACCACCAUUAACAGCAACAACACGUAUUAUUAUUAAUAUACAAGAUAAAAAUGAUAAUUCACCACAAAUUACAAUUACACCAGCAUUUUUACAAGAAGAUAAUUAUAAAUCAUUCAUAUAUCAACAAAAUACAACUAAAUUUACAAAUAUGGAUAUGAUGAAAUCAACAUUGUAUCUCAUGGAAAAUAAGUUACCUGGAGCAUUGAUUGCAACGAUUACAGUUUCUGAUCAAGAUUCUAAUGAAAAUGGUCAAUUCACAUGUCAAUUAGAUCAUACAGAUGAAUUAAAUUUAAUUUAUUUAAGAAAUUUAGGUAAAAUUAGUGUAUAUCAAUUAUGUUCAUUACGUUCAAUUGAUCGUGAAAUACAACCAGAAUUACGUGUUACAUUAAAAUGUGAAGAUAAUGGUAUUCAUAAUAAACAAAAAACAAUUGAAUUAUUAACUAUACAUAUAUUGGAUAUAAAUGAUAAUUCACCAAUGUAUACAAAUAAACGUUAUAGUUAUCAAGUAUCUGAAACCAAUGAUAUUGGAUUAUUAAUUGGAGAAGUUACAGCACUGGAUCCUGAUCUUGGAUUAAAUGGUGAACUGAAUUAUUCUAUUCACUGGCCUCCAGGUCAAGGACCGAAUCCUUUUGAAGUUAAUGAAAAAGGUGAACUGAUAACUCGUAUGCCACUGGAUAGAGAAAAUCAACCCGAAGGUUAUCAUUUUAUUGUAAAUGCAUAUGAUAAUGGUGAACCACGAUUAUCUGGAUCAACACAUGUAGAAAUUGCUUUAAUUGAUAUUAAUGAUUGUCAUCCAAUAUUUACACAAGUCAAUUAUCAUUUUUCAUUAGAUGAAGAAUUAGAAAUGAAUUAUACAAUAGAAUCAUAUGUAAUUGGUCAAGUGAAAGCAACUGAUUGUGAUAUUGGUUUGAAUGCUCAAUUAAUCUAUUCACUUGAUACUACUAUAGAUUAUAAAAUGGAUCAUCCAUUUCAAGUAACAAAAGAUGGUUAUGUAAAAACAACAAAAAGUAUUGAUCGAGAAACACAUCCAGCCUUUUUACUUCAAGUUCUAGCUACUGACAAUCCACAAACACCGGAAAAGCAACUUACAGCUACAGCACAAGUUCAUAUAACCAUCUUAGAUAUUAAUGAUAAUGAACCAAUAUUUCAAAGACCACCGUUUGAUAAUGGGACUAAUGAGGUGGAAAUAUCAUAUAAUGAUGUCCCAGGUCAUUUAAUAGAAAAAGUUGAAGCAAUCGAUAAAGAUAUUGGUGCAAAUGGAAAAAUUACAUUUUCAUUCAAUCAUAAACAAUCUAUCAAUUCAAUGUUUAUGAUAAGAGAAAAUACUGGAGAAAUAUUUUUACAAAAAGAAUUAUCCAUUAAAGAUAUAGGAACUAUACCACUGAUUAUAUUGGCUACAGAUAUGGGAUUAAUACCUAAAACAACAACAACAACAAUUUAUAUAAAAAUUUCUGAUAAACCAACCAAUAUAUUCCGUUUGAGUACAAUAAAUCAAUAUGAUUCAUCUAAUGAACAAUUAUCUACAACAUUCUUAACAUAUUUUAACAUGGAUACAAAUAAAUUUAUCAUUGUUUGUAUUAUAUUAAUUACUUUUAUUAUAUGUACAGUAUUAAUCUCUGUUAUAUUUACUAUAUCACGUAAUAAUAAUAAUAACUGUAAUGUAUUUAAUCAUAAAGCUACGGUUACAACUAAACCAAUCACUGCAUAUAAUGAGAAUACACAUAGUUAUCAUACUAAUUUAGUAGAAAAAUCUCCACCAGAUAUAAUUAAUGUUACAUUGCCUAGUAAAUCAAUCAAUUAUCCCUUUGAUUGUAUAGAUGUUGUGAAUACAUUUGAACAAAAUAAUAAUAAUAAUAAUAAUUAUUUACCAACAUUUUAUGAACAAACAACAUCUAUGACACUACCAUAUACAUUUCAUGAAACAGAUUUAAGAUUUUAUGAUCAAUUAAUGCCAACUAAUGAAGAAUUAUUAAAUGGCUUUCAACCAACAGAAAAUAAUAUACAAAUUCAAACAUCACUUAAUCAUUUUAUUGGAAAUGAACAAACUGAACCAUUAAUUCAUAAUCAUAUAAAAUCAUUGAAUGAACCAUCAUAUACUACUAAUAAAUUGAUUACUAAUUAUUAUCCAACUUAUAAAUUGAAUGAUACAUUAUCAAAUUAUAAAAGUACUAAUCCAAUAGAACAUUCUAGAUAUUGUGAUACAAUAAGUAAUUUACCUAUUUCUUUUAUAAAUAAUAAUGAUUCUAUUCAUAAUAUGAACAAUAAUAAUAAUUUCCCUUCAAUUCUUCAUUCCAAAGAUGAUUCAUUACAAUAUCCUUUCACAUCCAAUCAAUUCACUUAUGAUCGAAUUGUACGAUUUGAUUAUCUUAAUCUUUAUCGUUCAUUCUUAUUAUUUCAAAGUGAUUCAUCUAAAGUCGGUAAAUUGCGUGAAAUUUGA